GAUUCUCUUCCCAACCCACGAACACUUGCAUAAACAACCCAGUGAGAGGGCAGACAACUACCAAGGGACACAAAAUUCACCCCAUAACCUUCGGUUUAUGCUGUAAAGAUGAGCAGGAUUGCUGGCGUUCUGCGGCGUACGUUUGGAGUAGUACGCGAUCACGUCGGGACAGAUCAUUUGGGAAAUAAAUAUUACUUUAUCCCAGAACAGAAGACAUGGACCGGAAGGCCCGUCCGUGCCAAGCGGAUAGUAGUGGCAGCCAAUCCUACAGAAUAUGAAUAUAUAGAAGGCAGUAUACCGAUGGAGUGGGACGCCUGGAUCCGAGGCAGACGGAAGGAGCCCCCCUCCGUCGAGGAGCUGCUGAAGAAUAAGUCUUACAGGGAGCAGAUCAAACUGAAGGCUAAGGAGGUGGAGGAGAAAGAUCUGGCCCUACAGGCCAAGGAGUAUGAACAAGGACUGGUGGCGACUCCUGCAAAGACUUUGGCCAAGGGCCAUGCAGCCACCACCAGCUUCGGCAAGCAGGAGAUCAGCGAAGACCCCACCAGCACUGCAAACACGUUCCAGCCUGGCUCCUGGAUGCCCAAGAAAUAGACAGACAUCCACAUACACUGAGACCGUAGUACAACGUAAUACAAUCCAAUAGAAAAGCCCUACAAUAAAUACUACCUAUGUGAAUCUGAUAUUCACUUUAAGUUGAGACUUAGAAAUUCAAUGUUAGAAGCACUUUUCAGUUUAAUGCAAUCCAAGUCAAAACCACCAGAAACUAUGGUCAGAAAUCACCAGAGUUUAAUCAACUUGUCUCUGACUCACUCUCAAAUAAUUCAGCAUUAUACGUUUCACAGAGGAAGUAUUUAUUUCAAGGCUGUUUUAUUGGACUGUAUUACAUUAUGUGGGUUUCUAUUUUUCCAGUCUCUCAGUCUAUAUUGUAUAUACACAAGACAAUAACCUACCCUCAUCUUGAAGCUGACUAUAAGUGACCACAAUGAUUUAGUGUAACUUAAAGGUCUGUUAAUAAAGCAAAGAAAAUCUGAAAUGGCUGUACUUCCAGUCAAGAGUACACCAACUAUAAAUACACUGUAUCAUGUUUAAGGGAUAUUGUAAGAAAUAAGUUCUAAUAAAUUGUGACUGUUAAUUACAUCGA
Molecule: messenger RNA, 1141 nt
Organism: Siniperca chuatsi (mandarin fish)
Lineage: Eukaryota; Metazoa; Chordata; Actinopteri; Centrarchiformes; Sinipercidae
Gene: ndufaf2
Product: NADH:ubiquinone oxidoreductase complex assembly factor 2
Exons: 4
Coding region: 109-591 (160 amino acids)
Biological process (GO): mitochondrial respiratory chain complex I assembly
Cellular component (GO): membrane
Source: RefSeq, a predicted model, not a curated record